Messenger RNA from Mobula hypostoma (lesser devil ray), 4925 nucleotides. RefSeq lists its product as uncharacterized. NCBI's taxonomy places the organism in Eukaryota, Metazoa, Chordata, Chondrichthyes, Myliobatiformes, Myliobatidae. Gene Ontology annotation, molecular function: zinc ion binding; S-adenosylmethionine-homocysteine S-methyltransferase activity. Gene Ontology annotation, biological process: S-methylmethionine cycle. The record is from RefSeq and is a predicted model, not a curated record. Bases 19 to 963 code for a protein of 314 amino acids. The transcript has 9 exons.
CAAUUGACGUAUGUUGGGAUGGCGGACUGGAGUGAGAUGAUGAUAGUUGAUGGCGGGUUGGCGACGGAGCUCGAAGCUGCGGGGCUGAACAUACAGGACGAUCCAUUAUGGAGUGCAAGAGUAUUGCAAACAAAUCCACAAGCUAUCAAAAAUGUGCAUACAAGUUACCUUUGGCAUGGAGCUGAUGUCAUCACUACAGCCACAUACCAGGGGAGUGUGGCAGGAUUUAUGAAGUACCUUGGUUUGACACCAGAGGAGGCAGACCAGCUUUUGCAGUCAGGAGUACAGCUUGCCAAAGAGGCCAUUGCUGAGUUUCUGGCAGAAUCCGGAAGCAUGGAGAGGCAAAAGCCCCUCAUUGCAGGUUCCAUUGGACCCUACGGAGCAUUUUUACAUGAUGGUUCUGAAUAUUCAGGGAACUAUAUUGACCACAUGUCUAAAGAGGAAUUAAAGACUUGGCAUCGACCUCAGAUGCAGUCCUUAAUAACAGCAGGAGUGGAUCUCAUUGCAAUGGAAACAAUUCCCAGUCAAAAAGAAGGAGAAGCUCUGGUGGAACUUCUUAGAGAAUUUCCAAACAGCAAAGGCUGGCUGUCAUUUUCCUGUAAGGAUGAGCAAUGUAUUUCCCAUGGAGAGAAGUUUGCUGAUGCUGUGAAAUAUCCUAUUGAUUCUGAUCAGCUGGUGGCAGUAGGAUUAAAUUGCUGCUCGCCAGAUGUAGUUGGUUCUGUCCUUGCUACUGUUGAACAAAAUAAACGUCCAAAAGGUGGAUGGAUUGUAUAUCCAAACAGUGGAGAAAAAUGGAAUCCUAAUAAGGGCUGGGAAAGUGGUCCAGUCAAAUGUAAACUAGCAAAACUUGCAUUGGAAUGGAAAGAAUAUGGUGCUAAAUGGAUUGGUGGCUGUUGUCGAACAACUCCAGCUGAAAUAGCUGAGCUACAACGUACACUAAAACCGAAUUUGUCACUUAAUUGAGCUUCAGAUGUGUGAAAUAAGCAACAAGUUGAUGCUUAUGAAUAUCCUGUAAAAAGUCACAAAUCAAUGCUGCCUAACAGUUUUCAACAUACAAGACCAAUGUUCUUCUCAAGUACUACUGUUAACAAUAAAAAUAGUGAAAAUUCCAUCUUGUUGAAGAUAGCACAAUAAUUAUUUAGCACCAGAGUUACUUUAGAGGAGGAAUAGAGGAUGAAAUUGCAUAUAUUAUUUAUCAUUGUAAAAGAUCUAAAUACUGUUAAGUAUUAUUACAAGUAUUAAUAUUCAUUCUUCUGGCUCCACUCAUAACAGGAGAGUAAAACACACAAAUAGCUAGGGAUAUAAGAGAAUGAAAGAUCUGAACCAGAGAUGUUCUACAUUGGGCCAACUGCAAAAUAAUAUGAUGAAUAAAAAUAAUAGGAUUGCAAAAUCAAAAGAAUUUUUAAAAAUUAAAAAAAAGUGCCUAUAAAAAGUAUUCACUCCCCUUGGAAGUUUCCAUGUUUUAUUGCUUUACAUUGAAUCACAGUGGAUUUAAUUUUACUUUUUUUGACACUGAUCGACAGAAAAAGACUCUUUCAUGUCAAAGUGAAAAAUGAUCUCUACAAAGUGAUCUAAAUUAAUUCCAAAUAUAAAACACAAAAUAUUUAAUUGCACAAGUAUUCACCCCCUUUAAUAUGACACACCAAACCAUUAGUGGUGCAGCCAAAUGGUUUUAAAAGUCACAUAAUUAGUUAAAUGGAGAUCACCAUGUGCAGUCAAAGUGUUUCAAUUGAUUGCAGUAAAAGUACACCUGUAUCUAGAAGGUUCAACUGCUGGUGAGCCAGUAUCCAGUCAAAAAUUACACCAUGAAGACGACAGAAUACUCUAAGCAACUCCGCAAAAAGGUUAUUCAAAAGCACAAGUCGGGAGAUGGAUACAAGAAAAUCUCCAAGUCACUGAAUGUCCCUUGGAGUGCAGUUAAAUCAAUCAUCAAGAAAUGGAAAGAAUGUGGCACAGCUGUAAAUCUGCAUAGAGCAGGCCAUCCUCAAAAACUGAGCAAGAAGGGGAUGAGUAAGGGAAGCCACCAAGAGACCUAGGACAACUUUGGAAGAGUUACAAGCUUCAGUGGCUGAGAUGGGAGAGACUGUGCAUACAACAGUUGCCCUGGUGCUUCACCAGUCACAGCUUUAUGGGAGAGUGGCAAAGAGAAAGCCAUCGUUGGAAAAAAAACUCUCAUGAAAUCUUGGCUAGAUUUUGCCGGAAGGCAUGUGGGAGUCUCUGAAGUCAGCUGGAAGAUGAUUCAGUGGUCUAAUGAAACAAAAAUGAGCUUUUUGGCCAUCAUACUAAAGGUUACGUUUGGAGUAUGCCAAACAACGCACAUCUUCAAAAACAUGAUUCCCUACCAUGAAGCAUGGUGUCAGUUGCAUCAUGCUGUGGGGAUGCUUCACUGUAGCAGGCCCUGGAAAGCUUGUGAAGGUAAAAUGAAUGCAGCAAAAUACAGGGAAAUCCUGGAGAAAAACCUGAUGCAAUCUGCAAGAGAACUGUGACUUGGGAAAAGAUUUGUUUUCCAGCAAGACAAUGACCCCAAGCAUAAAGCCAAAGCUACACGGGAAUGGCUUAAAAACAACCAAGUUAAUGACUUGCAGUGGCCAAGUCAGAGUCCAGACCUCAAUCCAAUUGAGAAUUUGUGGCUGGACUUAAAGGGUGUUCACUCAUGAUCCCAAUGCAAUCUGACAGAGCUUGAGCAGUUUUGUAAAGAAUGUAGAAAAAUUGCAGUGUCCAGAUGUACAAAGCUAAUAGAGAACUAUCCACACAGACUCAAGGCUGUAAUUGCUGAAAAAGAUGCCUCUACAAAACACUGACUUGAAGGAGGCGAGUAAUUAUGCAAUCAAUUAUUUUGUGUUUAAUAAUUGUAAUAAAUUUCGUCAAUUUUUAAUGAAAUUUGUUUCCUUUGACACGAAAGAGUCUUUUCUGUUGUUCAGUGUCAAAAAAGCCAAAUGAAAGCCACCUUGAUUCAAUGUUGUAAAACAAUAAAACAGGAAACGUUCCAAGGAGGAGUGAAUACAGCUCAUACUAAUUUAGUUGCUGAAGUCUGGAAUGGAUACACUUAGGUGAUGCAAGCCAGAGUGUUUUCUGUCUCGUGACAGGCAGAUGACCUUUUAUGCCUGGGUCCCUUUUACUCCUACAUUGAGACUUACUUUAAACUCAAGAUAGGCACAUGAAUAAAGUUUCCCCCACUAUAACAGAUUAAUAUGGUAGGACUAAGAAGGAAAGGCACAAAAAUCAGAGAGAAAAGAUGAGGAAACAAAAGAAUAAAAAGGAAUCCUUUAUUUUAAUGAAAUUGCAAAACUUUGGUACAUCCUCAUAGAUUCAAACAGGCAAUCCAAACUUUGUCUGUAAAAUCACGACUCUUGAAACUGCAUGGAGGUCUUAGGUACUCUUAUCAGCAUUGUUCCCUACACCAACACAAAUGUUAGUAAAUAAAAUAUAUAGCCAUCAGUCCCUUUGUAUGAGUUUGUGCACAAACAACCCCUAUAUUUGCUUAAAUUAAUAUUAAAUGCACUUAAAAAUUAUCAGAUGUAGUAAAACAAUAUAAUGAAAUUUAGAGCAACACACACAAAAUGCUGGAGGAACCUAGCAGGUUGGGCAGCAUCUAUGGAAAUGAAUAUACAUUGGCGGUUUGGACAGAGACCCUUCAUCAGGACUUGCUAUAAAAGAUUUAUAGUGAGUCCUAUAAUAAAAAUUAAUAAUUAGAUUUAAUGACAUUUAUUUUGCUGUGUGCAAUAAGUCACAUAAACACAAGGAACAGAGGUGGCCAUUUUAUUGUGGCAGUCACAAAAUAUCCAACUACAAGUUACCUACUAUACUGCAUCAAGAUAAUUUCAGAAGUCAAUAAACUGAUGCUAUUCUAAUGAUUUGCACUAAAAGUUAGAAACUGUGGUCUAGUUUUUAAUUGUGAGCACAAUAAAGAAUAGAAUUUUAAUUCUGAAUAAAUAUUAUUGCAAAUUAACAAAAUUGAAAUGCAUUAUUCUAUAAGCAAUAUAUUUUUAAAAUUCCUUGUAAUUAUAAAACAGAACUAUACAGUGUAGGAGCAUGCCCUUUGGCCCACAAUAUACAUGUCGACCAUGAUGCCACUCCAAAUUAAUCCAUAUCCCACCAUUCCCUGCUUGUUCAUGUGUCUACCCAAAUCCCUCUCAAAUGUUACUAUUGUAUCUGCUUUCACCAUUUCCCUCAGCAUGAUGUUUCAGGCUCCUUUUCAAAACCUCCAUAUCCUUUCUGUAAUACGGUGACCAAGUGUCACGCAAUAUUUUAAAAGUGGCCUAAUUAAAGUUUUAUGCAACUGCAACACGACUUCUUGACUUUUAUAAUCAAUGACUCAAACAUUGAAGGCAAACAUGCAUUAGGGCUUUUUUUAACCACCCUAUCUACAGCUGCAGAUACUGGAAUGUAUAACAAAAAAAAAUGCUGGAAAUACCAAACAUAUCAGGUAACAUCUGUAUAAAGAGAAAAUCAGGGUUAAUGUUUCACAUUAAUAACCUUUCAUUAAAAAUCAGAAAAAUUAUAAUUCAAACACAUCUUAAGUGGCAGAAAAGAGAGAGGGAGGCAGGGGUUGGGAGGGGGAAGAGACGAGGGGAAUAUCUGUGACUAAAUGGAGACUAAGAGACAUGGAAUAAAGCAAGUACUGGUGGAGGUCCUCUCCAUAAAUGGUGCCUGGAUGGUGGUAUUCCCCUUCAUAGAUGCUGACUGAUUUGCUGAGUUCCUCCAGCAUUUGAGAGGUUGGUGAAGACUUGUUAAUUGCAGAUAACUCUCUGAAGAAGAUGAACUCGUUUAUACAUAAUGCUUUUAUUGUAGUAAAGUAUCCCAAAGCUGUAAACAAUUUAGGCAAGUACAACCUUCAUAUUUCAAUAGUAAUCAAAUAUGUAGUGCCCAACUAAAAUGCAAAAUGAUGUAAGGCCAUUGAAAGCAAAUUUACAGUAAAAAUUGAU